GCAAAGAAUCAGAGAAUCUAAAGGAAUAAUCUUCUAGAAUGGAUCGCUGGCAGGAUCGUGUGGCUGUCGUUACGGGAGCGAGUUCUGGAAUCGGAGCCGCCGUUGCCCGGAAACUGGUCGAAUCCGGGGUGGUGGUGGUGGGUCUGGCCCGGAGAGUGGAUCGCAUGGAGGCCAUUAAGGAGCAGCUGCCGUUGGAGCAGCAGGCCCGAUUCCACACCAUUCAUUGCGAUGUCGGGGACCUCGAUUCGAUAACCGCCGCCUUUGAUUGGAUCGAGGAGCAGUUUGGAGGAUGCGAUAUUUUGGUCAAUAAUGCUGGCUGCCUUUUUCCGGGCCAACUGCUGACGCUGGACGUGGAGCAUCUGCAGCAGACCCUCAAUGUGAAUCUGAUGGGAACGGUCCACUGCACCAGACGCGCCUUUCGCUCUAUGCAGCAGAGGGAGGUGGCAGGUCAUGUGGUCCUUUUGAAUAGCCUCACGGGCGAGACGAUCAUCAAUCCGCCGGGUGACGAGCUGCAGGUCCUCAACAUGUAUCCUCUGACCAAGCACGGAAUUAAAGCUCUGCUGGAGGUCCUGCGCCAGGAGAUGAGGGGCUUUAAGACCAAAAUUAAGGUUACGAGCAUCACUCCUGGGGUAACCGAUACAGAGAUCCUGCCCGGGGGAUACGGCGUUCUGCCCAUGCUCAGCCCGGACGACAUUGCCGAUGGGAUUCUGUACGCUCUUGGUACGCCCCCCCACGUCCAGGUCCAUCAGCUGACCAUCAAGCCGUUGGGUGAGCCAUUCUAGCUCACAGAUCACAUUUCGGCCAAAAAACUAGAAACA
Drosophila bipectinata is the source of this 818-nucleotide messenger RNA. Its product is annotated as farnesol dehydrogenase. The record is from RefSeq and is a predicted model, not a curated record. Lineage: Eukaryota; Metazoa; Arthropoda; Insecta; Diptera; Drosophilidae.